UCCGUGGCAUCUUCUCCCUGAAUCCCACUGAUGUGCGACUUCCUCCCGGCGGCUGAACCAGGGGAUGUCCGGGCCUGUUUCGCGGUAACGUUGAGACAAAGAUCCAGGAAACAUCCUCAUCUCCCCCGUCAACUGGACACAAGGUGGAAUGAGGAUGUUUGCUGUGGACUGAAAUCCAUCCCGAGCAACAAAAUGAAGCAGAAGCUGCUUCGUGGUUUCCUUUCGGAAAUUUCCGUCCGAAUAGCCUUGUUAGUUGUGUUCCUUGUGACGGAGCAGCUUCCUCCUUUCUUCCGUGAGAUCCAGCCCGAGGAGAUGUGGCUGUAUAAAUUCCAUCGUGUGGAGAAUGACCACGUUCCCACCUCGCUCAUGUUUAGCAUUGCAGUUUUCACCCCAUUGAUUGUCAUCGUGGUUUUCACCUUCAUGAGGAAGUCAGAGAGAGGAGAUCUGAAGGAAGCCUCGCUGGCUGUGACUCUGACUCUGGUGCUGAAUGGAGUUUUCACCAACGUCAUCAAACUGGUUGUUGGCAGGCCGCGACCGGAUUUCUUCUACCGCUGUUUCCCAGAUGGUCAGAUGAACCUGGAGCUGCACUGCACCGGUGACCCAGAUACGGUCAUAGAGGGCAGGAAGAGCUUCCCUAGCGGGCAUUCCUCCUUUGCCUUCGCAGGUUUGGGUUUCACAGCGUUCUACAUCGCAGGAAAGCUGCGCUGCUUCAACGUGGUGGGCCAAGGCCGAGCGUGGCGGCUGUGUGCCUUCCUCGCCCCUCUGCUCGUCGCCACUGUGAUCGCCCUCUCCAGAACCUGUGACUACAAACACCACUGGCAAGAUGUGUUGGUGGGUUCUCUGCUAGGUCUGGUCUUCGCCUGGCUGUGUUACCGGCAGCACUACCCCCCACUUCAGGACCCCGACUGCCACAGACCUCUGCGUCACAGAGAGAUGGUUCCCGCUGCACAGGAGCGCAAGCUGGCCAACUCCAACUACAUCCUGCCCAUGUAGAGCAGCUGUAGCCGGAGAAUUACUCUUUGCAGAUGUAAUCUAUACUGGGUUACAUGGUGAUCUUUCUUACUCUGGGUUUUACACCCUUCAGGCCAGGCAGUAAAUCAGUAUUUUUUGUUAGUCGUCGAUCAUUGUAAAUGUAUGGUGGCAAUUUUCUUUUUGUAAGGUGACACACAAUAUGUUUUCCAAACUGAAUUUAGAAAACUAAUAUCUCUCGGGUGUUUUCUGAGACACCUGAGUAUCGGAAAAUAACAACAAAUUUUUAACAGUCGCAUGUUGAUGGACAUGAACUAUGGGGACAGCCUGGAGUGUGUGUUUCCAAACCCUAUAAUGAUGUCAAUACCUUCUGGAUGUUUUACUAGAGGUCUUCUGGUCGACUUGACAUCGUUCUCCAUAUGGCUCAGCCCCACACACACGGACACACCCACAC
This is a messenger RNA of Limanda limanda (common dab), 1423 nucleotides long. RefSeq names its product phospholipid phosphatase 5 (gene plpp5). The coding region runs from base 31 to 993 and encodes 320 amino acids. NCBI's taxonomy places the organism in Eukaryota, Metazoa, Chordata, Actinopteri, Pleuronectiformes, Pleuronectidae. The record is from RefSeq and is a predicted model, not a curated record. Gene Ontology annotation, biological process: phospholipid metabolic process. Gene Ontology annotation, molecular function: phosphatidate phosphatase activity. The transcript is spliced from 8 exons.